AUGGCUGACGGAGUAGACAUGGGUGAACGUACACUCGAAAAUUUAGCCAACAGGCUACUUCAACUGGAUUCUACCAUCGAAAAAAAUGAACAUUUCACUGAGGCACAAGCCCGGCAAUUCAUUGAAGUGAAGAAACACAAGGCUACGGUAACAAAAACAAGGAGUGACAUGAAAAAGGUGAACGAUUGGCUGAAUGAUGACGGCGAGACCCGCCAGAUCAAAGACAUUCCACCAAAGGAGCUAGAUAUUCUUCUAUCCAGAUUCCUGCUCAUUGUCAAGAAGACCAAGCUUUCGGCAGAGGCGAAUGGCCCCGCUGCAACCAACUUCGAGCCAUCUACCCUGCGUAGCAUCUUGUCAAGUGUAAAGAGACACCUGUCCGAGAAUGAGUACGAAGGCGAUGUCAUGGGCGGAAAAGAGUUCAAACUCACACGGGACACGCUAAAAGCGAAAUGCGUGGACUUGAAAGAAAAGGGACUUGGCAACAAAAAACAGAGAGCCGAUCCCUUCACUUCCUCAGAGAUUCAACAACUCUACGAAAAGGAACUUCUUGGAGCCGCCUCUCCAAUUUCCCUCACAAAUACCAUUUGGCUUAACAACACCAUGCACCUUGGAUUGCGAGGAAGACAGGAGCACUUGACCAUGUUGUGGGGGGACUUGGAAUUAAGCCAGACCUCCGAUGGUGUGAGUUACUUGGCCUUUACGGAGAGGGCGACAAAAACAAGAAACGGAGUUGCUGGUGACCACAGGCAAUAUGUACCUAAGCUCUUUAAACAGUCAGGAGACCCAAACUGCCCUGAGACCAAAAACGGAAGACGAGCGCUGCUGGUGGCCGGCGCAUGCGUAUUCCUGACUCUCCUGACGGCCGCCGUUUUAGGCUCCGUGUAUCUGGGUUAUUCACUCCAAUCCCGGGGCUCGACAGGCAAACAACAUACGUUCACGGCGGAUUUCUACCAAGACGGUUUCCACGCUGUGAAGGAAACUUUAGUCAUCACGGAACGUGAGAACGUGUAUGCCUCCAUCAACGUCAGUGUUGUCCAGGACUAUGAGACAGGGUUCGAAGUAUUCAAGAUGGACCACCUCCCAGGGUGCUACCUGACAACUUUCAACAUGAGUGAUAGAGACGACUACAACAUCAACGGACAACGACAGGUGUCUAUUGAGGUAACACAGACCUCCAAGCAGCGCUACUCAGUGACGGACAUCACCGUGAAUAGGGUGGUGCUGGGACCGCAGGCGACCGCUAUGUGCGCCGAAAGAGAUCUUUACAUGCUUAGACAACAUACAGGUUCGACGAACGCCGGUAGGCGAGUUAAGAGAGGUUCACCUAGUAGACCGUCUUUACCGCCGAUGGAGUGCUUCUAUAUUUGUAGAUUUAAUGGAAGUUGCUUUUGGGUUUGUGUUUUUAGCACACCUCCUUGAGGUAUAUAAAUAUAACCAGAGUGGUAGUAACUUUCCUUUAUAAACAUAAACAUUGUCACUACCACGUUGUUUUUGGUGCCAGACUUUUGAUUAGUAUUUUGGAUAUAGGUAAACCGUUGUUCGU
Mya arenaria is the source of this 1543-nucleotide messenger RNA. RefSeq lists its product as uncharacterized. The transcript has 9 exons. Lineage: Eukaryota; Metazoa; Mollusca; Bivalvia; Myida; Myidae. The record is from RefSeq and is a predicted model, not a curated record. Bases 1 to 1419 code for a protein of 472 amino acids.